AUGGAUGAUAAUCACGGUGAUUCGUCGGAAAACCAACCGCAAUCUCAACCCUCGGCUUUUGAACAAGCGUCAUUAUCAGAUUACGGCGGUGAUGGUGUUGAUUAUAGCCCGCAUUUUCAGACUAGAGAAGUUUUCCCGACCUAUCAAGCAGCUGUUGAUUGGGCUAGAGAAAUUGCCACUCCAUUAGGGUUCUUUUUGACAAAUUCAUCGUAUAAGAAACAAAGAAAUGGGCUUCCAAUUAAUUACAUGAAAUGUGAUCGGGGGGAGAGAAACAGAGGGGAAAAUCGGGACCGUGAAAAUGCCACACGGAAGAACACGAAUAGCAAGGGUUGUAAAUGUACGUUUCAAAUCUCGGCUCGAUGUUUGCGGGACAUGGAAGGAUGGAUAAUUAAAUCUAAAAAGGGCUUGAAAGGCAUGCAUAACCAUCCGCUCAUGGUAUAUCGAGAGGGUCACCGACAGGUUAGUGGUCUUAGUCCAGCUGCAAAGACGCUUGUUAUUGACAUGAGUUCUGCUGCAGCCAAGCCGCGUCACAUUAUGGCAGCCGUGAAAGAGAAGUUUCCGAAUGAGAGCCCUAACAAGAGACAUAUCUACAAUGUGAGAAGUCGUGCUCGUCUAGAUGCUUGUGAAGGUCGAGAUGUUGCGCACCAGUUUGUUCACUUGGCAAAUGAGUACAAGUAUGUCACUUGGAUAAAUGUUGAUCCAGAUACCUGUGCUAUCACCCAUGCUUUUUUGGCCCACCCAGAGAUGGCUAAUAUGCUACGUACGUAUCCACAUGUCAUUGGGAUGGAUUCUACGUACAAGACCAACAGAUAUAACAUGCCAUUCUUCGAGCUCGUUGGUGUCACGCCUACAAAUCAAAACUUUUUGAUCGGAUAUGCCAUAUUAAAGAGCGAAACUUAUGAAAGCUACAAGUGGGUUUUGGAGAAAUUGCAGUUGUACAUUGGAUUUGAGGUGGCUCCGAAUGUUUUUGUUACUGAUUGUGAUUGGGAAGGGCGCACAUUUUGUGUGGGAAGGAUAUGUUGA
This is a messenger RNA of Chenopodium quinoa (quinoa), 1023 nucleotides long. RefSeq names its product protein FAR1-RELATED SEQUENCE 5-like. The coding region runs from base 1 to 1023 and encodes 340 amino acids. The record is from RefSeq and is a predicted model, not a curated record. Lineage: Eukaryota; Viridiplantae; Streptophyta; Magnoliopsida; Caryophyllales; Amaranthaceae. Gene Ontology annotation, biological process: regulation of DNA-templated transcription. The transcript has 2 exons.